AUGCCCCAGAAUUCGAAAUUUUCCCGUCAUUGGUUGAACAGCACGACGUGGGCUCCAGCUGCGAACCUCACCCAGAAGGGUCUUCCGUAUCUAUCUAUCUAUCUAUCUAUCUAUCUAUCUAUCUAUCUAUCUAUCUAUGUUUCUUUAUAUACGUCUACUUAUCUCAAUCUAUCUAUCUAUCUAUGUUUCUUUAUAUCCGUCUACUUAUCUCAAUCUAUCUAUCUAUGUUUCUUUAUAUCCGUCUACUUAUCUCUAUCUAUCUAUCUAUCUAUGUUUCUUUAUAUCUAUCUAUCUAUCUGUCUACUUAUCUCAAUCUAUCUAUCUAUCUAUGUUUUCUUUAUAUCUAUCUAUCUAUCUAUUUAUGUUUCUUUAUAUCCGUCUACUUAUCUCAAUCUAUCUAUCUAUCUAUCUAUCUAUCUAUCUAUGUUUCUUUAUAUCCGUCUACUUAUCUCAAUCUAUCUAAUCUAUCUAUCUAUCAUUCAUCUAUCUUUCUUUAUAUCCGUCUAUCUAUCAAUCCGUCUAUUAUCUAUCAAUUUUGUCUAUCUAUUCUAUCCGUAUCUUAUCUCAAUCUGUUUAUCUAUCUAUCAAUCUAUUUCAAUUUAUCUUUAA
This is a messenger RNA of Acanthosepion pharaonis, 609 nucleotides long. Lineage: Eukaryota; Metazoa; Mollusca; Cephalopoda; Sepiida; Sepiidae. The record is from the annotation of a GenBank genome assembly.